Molecule: messenger RNA, 561 nt
Organism: Acanthoscelides obtectus
Lineage: Eukaryota; Metazoa; Arthropoda; Insecta; Coleoptera; Chrysomelidae
Source: the annotation of a GenBank genome assembly
AUGAGAAACUCAAAAAAUGUGAACACCAUUGUUAGUGGUGAUGAAUCGUGGAUUUACUGUUAUGAACCAGAGAAUAAACGACAGUCGGCUCCAUCAAAAGUGAUCCGUUCUCGAAGUGUUCCAAAAAAGAUGGUAGCGACAUUUGUGUCAAAAGCGGGUCAUAUUGCAACAAUUCCUCUUAAUGAGCAAAGAACUGUUACGGCGGAUUGGUAUACCACCAUUUGUUUGCCAAAAGUCAUCACCGAGCUUCGAAAAAUCAACCCCGAAAGAAGAAUCAUCCUCCACCAAGACAAUGCAAGCUCGCACACAGCCCAAAAAACAAGGCAGUAUUUAACGGAAGAAACCGUGGAAUUAUUGGACCAUCCUCCAUAUACUCCCGAUCUAAGUCCUAACGAUUUCUUUACUUUCCCGAAAAUUAAAAACAGAAUUCGUGGUCAAAGGUUCCAGUUAGAAGAAGCAAUUGACGCAUUCAAAAAUGACCGGAAUAAGUGCUUCGAAAAUUGGUUCGAGCACAUGCAGAUGUGUAUUAAUCUUCGUGGAGAAUACUUCGAAAAACAAUAA